CUGUCGUCAGUGGUUAGUCCCCUCGCAUUUCGCAUUCGGCGCUCCAUUUGUAUUCUGCUUUCUGCUUCAUUUGAAAACAUGGCGUGGUUUAGGGAUGAGUGAAAGCAAUAAUUUCUGGCGGUUUUUCAAUUGUUGUGUGAAUUAUUUUGGGUUCAUCUGUAAUUUCCAGUUGUUACUGCAUCUGAGCAGUGACCAAACGCUUUUAUGAAAUGAAUGGAAAAAGUGUAACCAUUUGUGUUCUGUGCCUGCUGUGUGCCGCUCACACACGGUGCAAUGUCAACAAUGACAUUCACAUUAAACAUAAUGUUUCCGGUAAACUAUCACCCACAGAUCUCGACAAACUUCUACAUAUUUCAUUAAGCAGCACUGACAGCGAAAACUUUUCGGUUGAACUAGUUGACAGAAUUUUCGAAAACUUUGGAAAUGGAAAUUCGUUAUCGAAAGAGGGAUUUGAAAAUGUAAUGCAAAGAAUCAAAUUGGUUUAUUACAUGUCCAAUAAGACUGUUCCUGACCACAAAAUCGUGUUUGGUGGUGAGAAUCAAACUGACCUUUUCGCUUCAAAUGAAAAUGUAAAAAAUUAUGGCACUGACAUGACUGACCCGAAUCAUCACCAUCAUCAUAUGCAUAUCAAUGAUGGCUCCAAAGACAUGGCUGCAGUGUGGCUGUACGCAACUGCCAGUAUUAUUGUGAUAAGUUUGUGUGGUUUGGCGGGAGUGGCUGUGAUCCCAGUAAUGCAACAGGUGUUCUACCAACAUCUCCUUCAGUUCCUAGUCGCCCUGGCGGUCGGCACUCUAUGUGGUGAUGCUCUUCUCCAUCUCUUGCCUCAUGCGAUGCUUUCAACUCAUUCGCAUUCACACUCAACAGUCAUUCCAGCGGUAGAUAAUCAUGACAUCAAUAUGUGGAGGGGCUUCGUUGCCAUGGUGGGAAUCGUAUUUUUCUACAUGACUGAAAAAUGUCUGGCCAUGGUAGCCUCGUUGAGAAAAAGAAUACAGAGGAAGCCAGAGAACGGGACAGUUCCUAGAGUUCGUGUGAUGAGAGACUCCGAAUCCAGUUACAAACCGGCCGUUGGAGAAAAAUUGUCCAAGUACAGCUCUUAUCCGUAUUGUUAUGGCGAGAUAACAAACAAUACAGAUAAUCUUCAAAAAAAUGGCAGCACUGAUGGAGUUGAUUCCAAUUUAUUACCUAAGCCACGAGAAGAGAAUGGAGCUGCAAAUAAUUAUGAUGUUCGUCUCAACCAAAAAGCGCCGAGCGAAAAUGCGGAGACAGAAGAAACUCACAAUACCAAGGAAAGUGACUGCAAAGAGCCAUCCAACACAGCUGACGAUGGCUUCACGAUUAUUAUCAGAGAACACGAGACUACACAUCACGGACGCUCACACACGCACGGCCACGUACAUGAAGCGCCCAAGUCGUUGUCGUCAGUGGCGUGGAUGGUUGUGAUGGGCGACGGCUUGCACAACUUUGCAGAUGGCGUCUCGAUUGGAGCAGCUUUCUCGGCAAACAUCGCUGGUGGAUUCAGUACAGCUCUGGCCGUGUUCAUGCAUGAAUUGCCUCAUGAACUGGGGGACUUUGCUGUAUUGUUGAAAGCAGGAAUGAGUGCCAAAGAAGCGGUUUUUUACAAUCUGCUUUCUUCCAUUUUGUGUUUUAUUGGAAUGUGUCUGGGUGUGUGGCUGGGCCAUAAUGAAGAGGCCACUCAGUGGGUGUUCAGUGCAGCAGCUGGCAUGUUUCUCUACAUUGCCCUUGUUGACAUGAUUCCUGAAUUGUCGAGCAGCCCAACAAAAGAGCUUGGUUCUCUUUGCCAGUGUGCGUUACAGUUUGCUGGUCUUUCUUGCGGAGUUCUCAUAAUGCUGCUUAUUGCAUUCUAUGAAAGAGAUUUGAAAAAUGUUUUCAAAGACGAUUUUUGAGACCAGAUGUUGGACCUUCGCUAACAGCAUUUAAUAAAUGCGGAUUCAUGAACUGAUGUUUUAGUUUUACUAAUAAAAGUCGUUAGUGGUGCUUUUUCAAAAGAAGAACUUCAAUAAAAAUUGGUAGUGAAUCUCUUGUUCAAAAAUUGUCUGUUAUAAUAUUUUAUUACUUAUUAAUAUGAUAUUUUUGUAAUAGAAAUGCCAAAGGUUAGUUUAUGCUUUUAGAACUCGACUAAUAAUUAAAUUCUACUAUUAACUAGUAAGUUAUUCUAAGUUGAAAAGUUAGCGAUCUUCCUAUUAGGUAAUUUCUGGAAACUAUUAUUUAUCCUAUCCAAAUUAGGCUAAGCCUCGUUUAUCAGUUAUAAGUUGUUGGCGUCUCAAUGCGUUUCAAUUGAUCAUCAAUUAAUUUUCAACAUAGAAUUUUCUAGAGCUUCUAUUUGAAUGAAUUCGAAACUUGAAUGAAAAUUUCAACUGCCAUCACAUAGUGUAGUAUUUCCUGUCACAUAUUUUAUGAGAUAAAGUAUAUAAUAUACCUUCCAAUGCCAGUUUAGUAGAAUUAAGUAGAAUCACAUUAGACGUACGAAUAACGUGUAAUAAAAUUUAACCAGUGUUUGAUUCAAUAAUAGAAAUACAAAAAAAAUUUAUUGAUUUAUAGCUGUUUUAUCAUGACUUGAAUGGUAUUAUUUAGUUUUAAUUUACUUUGUAUAAAUAUAAUUAGUCCAAUUGAUGAAAUGAUUGUAAUGAAGUCAUUGUAAUACUUCCAUUAACAUAAUUGCAUAUCUAUCGAAGUUUUGCUAUUUUUCCUAUAUUGAAUUAUUCAACAAGAAUAACAUACUUUAUUCGUAAUAUUUGAAAUCCCAUGUAUCAAUAAUUUCCAUAUCUAUAUUCGUACACGUAUAAUCUUUUAUAUGAUUCCAUAAUCGGAUCUUCCAUCUUCAAUUACAUUUAAUAAUCUCAUUUCAAUAUUUAUUGGGGUUUCAUACAAGUGCCCUUAUUGGUGUUGAAAAACAAACUACUAAUUCUAGAAUUAUUUUGGAUUAUGGAAGCUUAAUAUGGGAAACUUAAUAUAAUAACAUGAAAGUGAGAGUAAAUUACUGUAAAAUGAGAAAAAAUAUAAUUGAACGAAAAUUUUGUUUUUCAAAUGUACAAAAUCAGUUAUUUAAUAUGAAUUGUUAUUCAUAUCUCGAUGUAACAGAAAAUUAACCAUUUUAUAAAGCUUGAAAUGCAAAUUUUAAGUGAUAUCGAUGAUGUGUUUUUAGAUAUGAAUAGUGUUAUUGAUCAAGUGAUAUUCAUAAAAAAGCAUAAACUGGCCUUUUACUGUAGUUGAUCCUUUCCUGUACAAAGGCAUCAGUGCAUUUCAAUACUUGACUCGUAAAAACCGUGUUUACAGUAUAUUAUGUAGGACGCUGCGAGUAUUUUUUAUAGUUACGACUUUUUUGAACAGACAUUUUUGAUCCUUUGUAGCAAAUGUGAAGUUUUAUGAAACAAGUCUGAAACAAUAAUUGAGCUGAACUUUCAUGUUUAGGUAUUUUCUAAGCUAUUAUAUGAUUGUUCUGUAGAAUAAGUAUUCAUUUGUACCUGUUGUUAGUUUUUACUUAUAGAAUUACACUCGGGAAGUGUCAAUGCGUUUUGCUCCAAUGUGCGCUAGUGUGAUUUCUAACAGUUUCUUAACAAUUGAUUCUAAAUAAACCUAUUCACUGUUAUAUAAUACUCAUCGAUUGCUAUUGAUACAAUGUUGAUUUAUGGGAUUCGGUUUUGCAUUCAUGCUUUAUUAUAGUAAUUGUCCCUAUCCUAAAAAGGAUAUUUAUUUAUACGAAAAUGUGUGGAAGCAACAGAUCGGUGAAACAUAUUGCUUCCAUGACAAAAACGCAAUCGAAAAUAAGUUUAGAAUUGAAAAUAAAAAUAAAAGAUAACCAAAAAUACAAUACAAUAAAAUGAAUAGGACAUACAAAGUUUAUAUUGAUAAAUUAUACAAUGCAAAUAAUUUGUUUGAUAAUACUAAUAAUGUUUUCAGGAAAAUGAGACGGAAGAUAUAAAAGUUGUACAUAAAUAAAUUAAAUUCAACCAUAUGAAGAAGAACAAAAUUAGAACCAACAAUUUAAAUUUCAAUUAACAAUUGGGAAACAUAUUAUUGAUGUUUGUCUAAAACAUAUUUGCCUCAUGUUGGGUUAGCUGCAUAAAUUGUUGAAGAGUUGGAAAUUUGAAAAUUGCUUCCCAAAUGGUCAGGAAUUCCUCUUUCAUUGUAUGUAUGGAAAACCUGAAUCAAUUAGCUGAGGCUAAAAGUAUUGAAACUUAUACAUUUAACAGAAACUGCAACUUUGUAAUGUAUGAAAAUUUAUGUAAUGUAUGUAGUGUACUACACUUUGUAGUAUGCAAAUCGAUUCUGGAUAGUAUAAUUCUAUCUGUGCAAAUAAGGUUUUGAUUUCUGGGUAUUGACUUCCACUUGAAGCCUUCAACGGUUUUGUGUGUCCAUUGUUAGCCGAUCACUACAUUAAAAUGU
Molecule: messenger RNA, 4404 nt
Organism: Nilaparvata lugens (brown planthopper)
Lineage: Eukaryota; Metazoa; Arthropoda; Insecta; Hemiptera; Delphacidae
Product: zinc transporter foi
Exons: 14
Coding region: 210-1904 (564 amino acids)
Biological process (GO): intracellular zinc ion homeostasis; zinc ion import across plasma membrane
Cellular component (GO): membrane
Molecular function (GO): zinc ion transmembrane transporter activity
Source: RefSeq, a predicted model, not a curated record